Molecule: messenger RNA, 1722 nt
Organism: Malassezia pachydermatis
Lineage: Eukaryota; Fungi; Basidiomycota; Malasseziomycetes; Malasseziales; Malasseziaceae
Product: sti1-hsp90 cochaperone
Exons: 1
Coding region: 1-1722 (573 amino acids)
Molecular function (GO): Hsp90 protein binding
Source: RefSeq, a predicted model, not a curated record
AUGUCUGUGUCGGAACUGAAGGCCCAAGGCAACGCAAGUUUUGCUGCCAAAGACUACGAGAGUGCUAUUAAGCAUUAUACAGCUGCGAUUGAAGAGGCUGAGAAAUCAGGUGAAAAAGAUGGUGUGCAUGUGCUGUACUCCAACCGCAGUGCGAGCCAUGCUGGCAUGAAGAACUGGGAUGCUGCGUUGGACGAUGCCGAAGCCACCAUCCGUGCCAACCCUUCCUUUGCUAAAGGUUAUGGCCGUAAGGGUAGCGCCCUCCACGGUGCUCAUCGAUACGAGGAUGCUGUGGCGGCUUACAAGGCAGGUUUGGAGGCGUGCCCCGAUGAUGCUGCUUUGAAGAAGGGGUUGGCGGACGUGGAACGUGCUAUGUCUGCAGGAGCGGGUUCCGAUCCAGCUGCUUCCAUGGCUAACCUGUUCCGCGACCCGCAGCUCUUCGACAAACUUUCGCGCAACCCCAUGACGGAGGAGAUGCUGCAUGAUGCUGCCUUUGUGCAGCAGCUCAAGGACCUGCAAAGUGGCAAGGCCAACCCCAUGACAGCUCUGCAAGACCCACGUAUGAUCCAGGUUAUGGGAGCGCUGAUCGGUGUGGACAUGAAGGCCUUUGACCACAAUGCCAACAAAGGCACUCCUAUGGAAGAAGAGCCUACGCCUGCGUCUGCGCCCAAGAAGGAGGAGCCGAAAAAGGAGGAGCCUAAGCCGGCAGAAGAAAAACCUGUGGACCCUAAGGUAGCGGAAGCCGAGGCGGAAAAAAAGAAGGGCAAUGAGCAUUACCUGAAACGUGAUUUUGAUGUGGCGGCGGCGCAUUACCAGAAAGCCUGGGAGCUGCAUCAGGAUAUCACAUAUCUCAACAACCUGGGUGCUGUGUACUUUGAGAAAGGUGACUUUGACGAGUGCAUCAAGACGUGUGAAAAGGCUGUAGAGGAAGGCCGCUCCAUGAUGGCCGAUUACAAGCUUGUGGCCAAGGCCUUUGGCCGUAUCGGCUCGGCCUAUCUCAAGAAGAAUGAUUUGAAGCAAGCCAUUACCUACUUUGAAAAGUCGCUGACGGAGCACCGCACGCCAGAGAUCCUUGCCAAGCUGCGCCAGGCUGAAAAGGACGUGAAAGAGCAGGAACGCCAGGCGUACAUUGACCCUGCGAAAGCCGAGGAAGAGCGCAACCGCGGCAACACGCUGUACAAGGAAGGCGACUUCCCUGGCUCCGUUCAGGCUUAUACCGAGUCGAUCAAGCGCAACCCGUCCGACCCUCGUGGCUACACGAACCGUGCUUCUGCCUACACCAAGCUGGCUGCUUUGCCGGAAGCCUUGAAGGACGCGGAGGAGGCCAUCAAGGUGGAUCCGAAGUUUGUCAAGGCAUACAUCCGCAAGAGCAACGUUCUCUUCUCGAUGAAGGAGUACACGAAGGCUAUGGAGGCGGCGCAGAUGGCUACUGACGUGGACGAGGCGGCCGAGGGUGGUGCACAGCACGCCCGCGAAAUCCAGGGUUUGAUGAACAAGUGUAUGCAGGCCCUCUAUGCUCAGCGCUCGGGUGAGUCGGAUGAGCAGACCCUUGAGCGUGCUAUGCGUGACCCUGAAGUGGCACAGAUCAUGCAGGAUCCGAUCAUGCAGUCUAUUCUGCAGCAAGCUCAGUCGAACCCUGCGGCCCUGCAAGACCAUAUGAAAAACCCUGGCAUUCGUGCCAAGAUCCAGAAGCUUAUUGCUGCCGGUAUCAUCCGCACUCGCUAG